AUGAGGCUGAGCUGGGUCUUGACAGUACUGUCUGUCUGCCUGAGCGCCCUGGUCACAGCCACAGGGGCCGAGGGCAAACGGAAGCUGCAGAUCAGAGUCAAGAAGCAGGUAGACCCCUGUCCCAUCAAAUCGCGCAAAGGGGACGUCCUGCGCACACACUGCGUGGGGAGGCUAGAAGACGGCACAGAGUUUGACAGCAGCCUGCCCCAGAACCAGCCCUUUGUCUUCUCCUUGGGCACAGGCCAGGCCAUCCAGGGCUGGGACCAGGGGAUGCUAGGGAUGUGUGAGGGGGAAAAGCGGAAGCUGGUGAGUCCAUCAGAGCUGGGGUAUGGAGAUUGGGGAGCUCCCCCAAAGAUUCCAGGUGGUGCAACCUUGGGGUUCGAGAUGGAGCUGCUCAAAAUCGAGCAACAUUCAGAACUGUAG
Messenger RNA from Budorcas taxicolor (takin), 423 nucleotides. Its product is annotated as peptidyl-prolyl cis-trans isomerase FKBP2-like. The record is from RefSeq and is a predicted model, not a curated record. The transcript has a single exon. Bases 1 to 423 code for a protein of 140 amino acids. Gene Ontology annotation, biological process: protein peptidyl-prolyl isomerization. Gene Ontology annotation, molecular function: peptidyl-prolyl cis-trans isomerase activity. NCBI's taxonomy places the organism in Eukaryota, Metazoa, Chordata, Mammalia, Artiodactyla, Bovidae.